Cinclus cinclus is the source of this 798-nucleotide messenger RNA. RefSeq names its product translation initiation factor IF-2. The record is from RefSeq and is a predicted model, not a curated record. The transcript has a single exon. Bases 1 to 798 code for a protein of 265 amino acids. Lineage: Eukaryota; Metazoa; Chordata; Aves; Passeriformes; Cinclidae.
AUGCCAGCGGCGGGGAGCGCGGCGGUUCGGGAGGAGGGCACCUGUCUGCCCGCGCCUCCUCCCGCCGCCCGGCGCGGCUCGGCAGCUACGGAGGGGCCCGGCGAGGCGCCCGCCGCGCCUCCGCGCGGGGCGGGGAGCGCCGGGGGCCGCCCGCAGCACGGCGGCCGCCCCGCAGGCGAUCCCCGCCCGCCUCGCCGCCGCUCCGUGGCUCCCUGUAACCCUACCCAGCGGGGCUCGCCGCCCGCUCGCCGCCGCUACUCCCUCCUCCUUCUCCUCCCGGCGGAGGCUCCCGGACAGGCGGGGGCAAGCGGAGGAGACCCUUCGGGAAAGCCAAGGGCACCCGGGCGGGGGCGGACAGGAGCCUCUGCGGGCCCGGCGGCCCGCGGAGAAUGGUGUGGGUGUCGGCGGGCGGGCGGGCAGGGCCGGCGGGCGCGGCAUCCCCGCGGGCAGCAGCGCUCGGGCCGGGAUCGGGAGCGGAGCCGGGGCCCCGCCGGCCGCGCCAUCCCUGGCGGCGCGGCGCCCCCUGGCGGGCGCGGCGGGAGGCGGCGCAGGGCCUCCCCCCGUCACCCCCGGUGCCCCGGGGCGUCCCCAAAUAAUGGUAAGUUAAUUGUUAACGUAUCGUACCCAACCCCUGAGGCGGCCGAAAGGGUGAAAAUAAGAGGUCGCGCUCCUCUUCGUGCCGGGUGUCCUGUGUUCCAGCCAGCUGCCUGCCCGAGUUCCGUCCAGUCUCGCGGUACCCGCGUCCCGAAGGCUGCAGCAGGUUGUGCCCGGGUCCUGUGUGAGCAGUCCCUGCGGUAA